GAUAAACACUAGCACUAGCAACACCACCACCAAAUUUCCAUUAUCAAAAGCCACAUAGAGUGCAGAGAGAACUUUGCCCUCCAAGUUCCAAACUUGAAACCACCCCGGCCUUCUCCAUCUCCAUCUCCAUCUCCAUCUCUAGACCAAACUCUGGCCCUUGACAAAGUCCGGCAAAGGGUCUAAAAAUAUACAUAUAUAUAUAUAUAUAUAUAUAUAUAUAUAUAUCCCCGCACUCGUCCCUUUGACUACAAAGAUCAUGUGGCGUAUGCUGGCAGCAGUGAGGCGAAACCUCCAAAACAUAAAGAAGAGCCCAAGAGUUGCCGAUGAGAGUAUGUUUGCAGGUGGAAAUGGAGGUCGUGAUCAGUUGCCGAUCUAUGGGCGUAGACAAAAUGGUUGGAAUGGCUUUUCGCUUAUAUACAGCGUUGUGCGAGUUCCGAUUUCGAUUCUUUCGUGCUUUUCACACCCACAUGUGAAUGGUACCGAUGGGGUGUGGGUGUCAGGUGAGUUUGCACAGCUUUCAGAGAUGAAUCAUCUCAUGGUAAACGACAGCAUGCGCUAUGCAAUACUAAUGUAGAGAUGUCAACGUAAUUGAGCAUUAGAUUGGUUUAGGGUCUUGCUUUCGAAAGGACUUUGGGGUUUUCUACCUUCUUUACAGUAGUUUUUUUUUUUUUUUUGGGCUUCUUCUUUAUAGUAGUAGACAAGUACUUGCAGGGAUAUAUAUUGUAUAUUGCUCGCCUAGCUAGCUAGCAUGUGGUGAUCAGUGUAUAAAAAUAGUUUUGUACGUCUACCAGUAGUAGUACUGGAUUUAUAAUGUUGGUACCAAUUAAGUGCUUUCUACAUCCAUAAAUGAAUGGAGUCCAUGGAUUUAUAUGAA
Juglans regia (Persian walnut) is the source of this 874-nucleotide messenger RNA. RefSeq lists its product as uncharacterized. The transcript has a single exon. The record is from RefSeq and is a predicted model, not a curated record. NCBI's taxonomy places the organism in Eukaryota, Viridiplantae, Streptophyta, Magnoliopsida, Fagales, Juglandaceae. Bases 257 to 574 code for a protein of 105 amino acids.